AUGCUGGUGGCGGGCCCGAGCUGCGUGCCCUUCGCAGCUACGGGAAAUAGGCUAGCUUGGGACGACGAGCGCUCAUCUACUUUUACGGCUACGACGGACUGUGUGAUAGAUCAGGCGAACAGGAAAGGCAGCAAGUUCGUUGCUUUUGUAAUCGAGAACGUUAGUGGACUGGGCGACAAGCCCAAAGGUAAACGUAAAUCCCCAUUAGACGAGGUGCUCGAAGGCCUUCACAAUGGAUUGAAAGGCUGGGUGAUCGUAGCAUGGAAGCUCAACUCCUGUGAAUUCGGUGUUCCGCAGACCAGGCCGCGCUACUAUAUUUGCGGCCGCAAGGCCAGUGCGUUCGAGGUGCCUUUCCCUAGCCAUUCGCCAGCUGAUUUUAAAAUCAAAGGCCUCAGCCUGAAACAGAUCCUUGAUCCCGGGCUGCCGAGUAAUUUGCGCCAGCUGACUCCCAAGAUGAAGUCAAACUUAGCGUAUUACAGGAGGGAGGCUCGUAAGUGGGCUUCGCCCGGGACGAUUGCAGCGUGCGAUGUGUGCAGGGACCCCGCUAAGGUGAGGUCUCCAGUUCUCCGCGUGGACGGGACGGUCCCCACCUUGACGACGAAAAACCAUUCUUUGUACGUGUUCGAGGUCGGCGGGACGCGUUUCGAGCGUUUCAUUUCAAACGAGGAGCGUGCUGUCCUCCAGGGCUUCAGCCCACAAGUGGUUGCCAACUUGCCCAAUCCUCGGAAGGCGCUCGGGAACGCAAUGACGGUCCCUGUCGUUGGGCUCGUCAUGGCUUGCGUGCUCAGUGGCAUGAAGCGUUGA
Prorocentrum cordatum is the source of this 804-nucleotide messenger RNA. Lineage: Eukaryota; Dinophyceae; Prorocentrales; Prorocentraceae. The record is from the annotation of a GenBank genome assembly.